Corylus avellana is the source of this 1125-nucleotide messenger RNA. It is a transcript of the gene PDF1A, whose product is annotated as peptide deformylase 1A. Gene Ontology annotation, cellular component: chloroplast; mitochondrion. Gene Ontology annotation, biological process: N-terminal protein amino acid modification; peptidyl-methionine modification. Gene Ontology annotation, molecular function: peptide deformylase activity. NCBI's taxonomy places the organism in Eukaryota, Viridiplantae, Streptophyta, Magnoliopsida, Fagales, Betulaceae. The record is from RefSeq and is a predicted model, not a curated record.
CAAGUUUUAUCUCAGAAGAAAGUAAUCAAAAUAAGGAAACGGCCAUGGAGACACUCCACCGAUACUCACUCCGUCUCCGCCCGAUAUUCCUCGCAGAUAAAUGCCUUAAACCCGCCACGACCACCCCGAUAUUUCGGAAAACCAGAAUGCACAUUUCGGUACCCGGAUCUCCCAACCCUAAACGGCCCUUUAAUCCCACUUUCACCGCCUGGAAACCGUACAGUUCGGAAUCGACUUCCGUUGCCAGAGCAGGGUGGCUUCUGGGUCUAGGAGAAAAGAAGAAGGUGAGCUUGCCCGAUAUCGUGAAGGCGGGUGACCCGGUUCUUCAUGAACCGGCCCGCGAAGUUGAAGUUGGAGAAAUUGGGUCGGACCGCAUCCAGAACAUAAUUGAUGACAUGGUUAAGGUUAUGAGGAAGGCUCCUGGGGUUGGCCUCGCUGCUCCUCAGAUUGGAAUCCCCUUAAGGAUAAUAGUUUUAGAAGAUACAAAAGAAUAUAUUAGUUAUGCACCCAAGGAAGUGACUAAAGCACAAGAUAGACGACCUUUUGAUCUUCUGGUCAUUUUAAACCCAAAGCUUAAGAAGAAGAGCAACCGGACUGCUGUAUUUUUCGAAGGGUGCCUGAGUGUUGAUGGAUUCAGGGCAGUGGUAGAGCGGUAUCUCGAUGUUGAGGUUGCAGGUUUGGAUCGUUAUGGCCAACCCAUUAAGAUAGAUGCAUCAGGCUGGCAGGCCCGAAUUUUACAGCAUGAGUGUGAUCAUUUGGAUGGAACCAUUUAUGUUGAUAAGAUGCUUCCCAAAACAUUCCGAACCGUAGAAAACUUGGACUUACCUCUUGCUGAGGGAUGCCCCAAGCUUGGUGUUUGCUAGUUUUGGAGCUGGACACUCUAGUGAUGUUGAUAUGCAGGUUUUCAGACUUGACAGAAUGAGUUCCACUACUGCAAUUGACUGUUGGAAAUGAAGGUUCUUUGCUUAAGAUUGGAAAAGGAUGUUCGGUUUAAUUUGGGGUAUCAUCUUCUAGGCGAAUAGCUAAUAUUUCAAGAAUGGUUCGGCUCCUCCCAUGCAAUUGCUUUUGAAUCUUAUAUGAACGAGAUAUAUGAAUUAUUUUCUAUGAAGCUCUUGGUUUUAUUUC